Messenger RNA from Aphis gossypii (cotton aphid), 1827 nucleotides. RefSeq names its product zinc finger MYM-type protein 1-like. The record is from RefSeq and is a predicted model, not a curated record. Lineage: Eukaryota; Metazoa; Arthropoda; Insecta; Hemiptera; Aphididae. Bases 1 to 1827 code for a protein of 608 amino acids. The transcript has a single exon.
AUGAUAUCUUCUAUCAAGGAAAAAUCUAAUGAAUUUAUAAAUAUGGCUACAUCUGUACUGACAUCAGAAUUAUCAUUGGAUCAAAAUAAUGAAAAUAAUGUAAUUGAUAAACUCUUGGAUCAUGAUCCUGGAAAAAGAGAAAAAGUUCAGUCGUCUUCUCAACGAAAUUAUUUAUUUAGCUUAGGGCCAUUUCAACCAAAAUUACAAAGAUAUCCUAUCAACAUAAAUAUUCCCCAAGGAAGACAACGGCAGUUUAAUUCAAAUUGGUUCACAGAAUAUCCAUAUUUAGAGUACAGUGUACAUAGUGAUGCAGUUAACUGUUUUAUAUGUGGAUUAUUUCCCAAUCGUUCAUGUGCAGAAACAUCUUGGACAAAAGAAGGAGUUAGAACCUGGCAUAAGAUGAAAUCUAAAGGUAAAAAUAGAAAAGGAAAAUUAGAACUACAUUUUACAUCAAAAUCUCACCAAUUCGCAUUGAACGAUUACAGCAAUUUCAUAUUACAUUCUAAUCAUAUCGAUGGACUUCUCAAUAAGGAACAUAGAAAAACAGCCAUAAACUUUAUUCAGCAAAAAGAAUUUCAUAAAGAUGUAAUUAAAAUUUUAUUUGAUGUAUCUCGUACUUUAGCACGUCAAGGAUUGCCGUUCAGAGUAGAUGGAGAUGAGAAAAAUGGGAACUUUAACCAAAUUAUUUUACUUUUAUCACGUCACUGUCCAGUUAUGAAGACUUGGAUAGAAGAAGUUAAAUUUCGACCCUAUCACAUUAGUUAUAUGAGUCAUGACUCUCAAAAUGAGUUUAUUAAAUUACUUGCAUUAGAAACAAAAAAACAAAUAGUUAAAGAAGUAAACGAUGCAAACAUGUAUUCAAUUAUGGCUGAUACUACCCCAGAUAUGUCUAAUCGUGACCAGAUGUCGGUUUGUGUCCGUUAUGUAGAUUCGUCAGGAAAAGUAUUGGAACGAUUAAUUGAAUUAGUGGAAGUAACUGAUAAAACUGGAAAAGGUACAGCACAAAAUAUCAGUGAUGUGUUAACUAAAAACUAUCUUGAUUUAGAACGUAUUGUAUUUCAGUCAUACGACUAUGCAAGCAGUAUGUCUGGAAAAUUUCAAGGAGCUCAAGCUAUGUUAUCUGAACUAGUUGGUUAUCAUAUACAUUAUAUCCCUUGUCGGGCCCAUAGAUUAAAUACAUUUGUAGAGCAUAGUUGUGAAUCAAGUAUUAUAGUUUGUGAGCUAUUUACUUCUUUAGAAAGUUUAUAUGUAUUUUUCUCUUCAAGUACUAAACGAAGUUGUAGUUUAGAAAAAACACUUUCAGAAAUUGAAGGAUCUUUAAAGCUUCGUAAUUUGUCUAAGACUAGAUGGACUGCAAGGGCAGAAUCUGUACGGGUGGUUUGGCUGUCGUUUGAAGGAAUUGUUUCAGUUCUACAUGAAAUAUCUAUAAAUUCAAGUAUCGAUAAAAAAACUAGAGUACAAGCAUUAGGCCUUGAGAAGAAAUGUUUAUCAAUUGACUUUAUCAUUUAUUUGUACUUCAUGAACCAUAUAAUGUACCAAAUGAAAAUAUUGACUGAAAUGUUGGAGACUAAAGAUCUUAAUAUAGUUGAUGCACUAAUAUUAAUUGAUAGUUCAAUUAAAUCACUUACAGAAACUAGAAACAAUGAAAUACUGAUUAAUGAACUUAUAGCCAGUGCCAAAUCAUUUUUUCUAAAACUAGAUAUUGAUUUUAUUGGCGAUUUUAAUCAACAUCAUAGAAAAAGAUCAAAACCAAGAAAAAUUGACUCAAAUCCACAAUCACAUGUACACUUAACUUAUGAAGACUUUUAUAGAAAAGAAUUUCUUUAA